Messenger RNA from Schizosaccharomyces octosporus yFS286, 2247 nucleotides. Its product is annotated as lipase. Lineage: Eukaryota; Fungi; Ascomycota; Schizosaccharomycetes; Schizosaccharomycetales; Schizosaccharomycetaceae. The record is from RefSeq and is a predicted model, not a curated record. The coding region runs from base 1 to 2247 and encodes 748 amino acids. The transcript is spliced from 3 exons. Gene Ontology annotation, molecular function: monoacylglycerol lipase activity.
AUGAACAUUUAUGUACAACGAGAUGAUGUUACUCUGGCUGAAAUCCAUCGGUUUCUUGUCUAUAUUGAAACCAAUGACACUGUGGAGCACUCACCCGGAGAAGAAAAUGCAAAGAAUGGAAACCUUCAGCCAACAUCUUCAUCUCUUUUAGGUCUUCGUAGUGGCACGUCGGACCCCGACUCGAACAAGAAACCCGACAAAGAGAAUAAGCCUUCCAUUUCAAGCUCCGUUCAUUCUUCCUUAAAGUCUUCUUCCCUAGCCCCGGAACGAUAUUCUGCUUUACCAAGUACCGCUCAUCAAUUAUCUAGUGGAUCCGAAGACGGGAAUCGUACAACCCAGCCUAGUGAUCUGUCACCAUCAAAGAUUGCAACCAAUACCAAAAGCAUGCAACAAAGCACUCCUAUAUCCGAAAAUGAAAUACCAUACUCCGUUCGUAGCUCUUCUACCACUGAUCAUACAGUUCCUCUGAGCCGAUCCCCCGCUUCAGUUAUCUGGGUACAACCAUCCUCUAGUUUCUGGGUCUGUAUUCCUUAUGCGUGCUACUCCAAUAAAAACCCGAUACACAUUGAAGUUGCUAGUCAGGCCAUUUUUAGAGAUUGCCGUGUUAGUUUUGAAUUAGCCAUUGCAUCCACACAGCAAUCCAUUCGUGCUAUGUCGGCUGCCGAUGUGGAUACCUUGCAUGCGUUCCCAUCGCUUCAUAUUGAACACACCAGUCCUUCUGGUUUAUGGAAAAUACCUCCCGUUUCUUUUCACGCAGAAAAGUCGCAUUUGGUAGUCUUAACUCACGGAAUGCACUCUAACAUUGGUGCCGACAUGGAAUAUUUGAAAGAGCAGAUUAUAAAAGCCGCUGAGGAGAAGGGUGAACUUGUAGUCGUACGAGGAUACAGAGGGAAUUACUGUCAAACAGAGAAAGGUAUCCGAUGGCUUGGGAAAAGACUCGCUGAAUGGCUCCUCGAAAUACUUGGUUGGGGAACAAAUUCUUUUCCUAGGUAUUCUCAUAUUUCUUUUAUCGGGCAUUCCUUGGGAGGUCUAGUUCAAACGUAUGCAGCAGGAUAUGUACAUGCUAAAACAAAGGGUCGCUUUUUCCAAGCCGUUCAUCCUGUUCAUUUCGUCACGUUAGCCACUCCUUGGCUCGGAGUUGCAGCUGAACAUCCAUUUUACGUUGGAAAGGCAUUAUCUUAUGGCAUCAUUGGUCGUACUGGCCAGGAUCUAGCUUUAAUGUCUGGGGCUCAUCCCAUUGAGCGAAGACCAUUUUUAGUCGUGAUGUCUGAUCCCGCUUCUCCUUUUCACCAGGCACUCUCGCUGUUUGAACAUCGAACACUUUUUGCCAAUACUACAAAUGACUACAUUGUUCCAUAUGGUACCAGUGCUAUGAAACCUAAUUCCUUGGGUCAAUUGGAUGAAGCUAUAGAAAAUCGAAAGAACACGUUGUCUGGUUGGUCGCAUGAUCAUCUGGAUAUCCCUUCUGCCAACAAACCUGCGGGCGCUAUGCAGUAUCCUAACACUACUUCUGAAGGACAUCACCAUUCUGGAGAUAUCCCUGCUUCCGAAGAUUCGUCGAAAACAAAGAGCUCUUCAUUUUCAAAUGCUUUUAAAGCAUUAGCAGGACUAUUUAGUACACCCUCGUCCCAACAUUCCCUCCCUAAUGAUGCAGCUAAUGAAUUAUCAGCUGUUCAGAAUUCAAAAAGCUCAAAGGUAGAAAAUAAGCCAGCAGAAGAUACGAAUGAUUUAACCCCGGCUUAUUCAUAUCCUACAAAAAAAUCUAAAUCCACGAGUACUUUAUCAGGAAUAGCUAACCGUUUAAUUAAUACUGUUACGAAUUUGCUUAUUCCUGCUGUUCCCUCUUCCUUGUAUUUUUUAAAGUUCAAGUCUUUAAACGCUAUAGUUUCCGAUGAAACAUGCGAAGCUAUGAGCGUUGACAGCCCCGAUAUUGACCCAUGCUUAACGAAUGAUUGUAAUCCAUCAAAAAUGGCAGAAAAUUUCUUACACAAUGAAAAGAUUAUAUCUUCUAAUUGGCAUCGACAACCAUGGAGAAAGGUAUCCGUCCAUUUAGAUGGUGAUGCUCACAAUAGUCUUUUUGUUCGACGGCGAUUUCCUAACGCUUACGGUUGGACAUCCGUUGGGCACCUAAUGGAUAUUUUAUUUCAAAAAAACAAUUUGGAAACAUAUAGCGACAGCAUUCAAUUCGAUGAAUUGACAACAGCUGCCUGGUUACCAGAAAUUUAUGAAGAACAUGAGAUAAUUUAA